Messenger RNA from Thalassophryne amazonica, 3103 nucleotides. It is a transcript of the gene lrwd1, whose product is annotated as leucine-rich repeats and WD repeat domain containing 1. The coding region runs from base 76 to 2310 and encodes 744 amino acids. The record is from RefSeq and is a predicted model, not a curated record. Lineage: Eukaryota; Metazoa; Chordata; Actinopteri; Batrachoidiformes; Batrachoididae. Gene Ontology annotation, biological process: chromatin organization; establishment of protein localization to chromatin. Gene Ontology annotation, molecular function: chromatin binding; protein binding. Gene Ontology annotation, cellular component: nuclear origin of replication recognition complex. The transcript is spliced from 16 exons.
GUCCGCGUUUUGCUGAGAGAUCUUUGUGCAGCAACUGUGCCAUGCGUUUCGAAACCACAGAAGUUCUGAAAUCCAAUGGAGAAAAUAACUGAGAAACUUCUGCUGGAGAAAGGCUCUCCAAAAACCACUGAACUGGAGGAGAUCAAGACACUGAAUCUGUCGAAGUUGGGGUUGAGGCUCCAGGACUUGCCGGUUAGACUGCUGUCCCGCCUGCGCUCCCUGCAGAGGUGCAAUCUGUCUGGAAACAAACUGCACGAAUUCCCCCGCAACCUGAAUCUUCCUGAGCUCCGAUACCUGGACCUCAGCGACAACCAGAUGGAGGAUGUUACCACACUGGGCUCUCUGAGCAGUCUGGAAGAGCUCAAGAUGGAGGAUAAUAUUUAUAUCGUGGUGAGUGAUAAUUACAAGCUGAUGGUUUUGUUGCCAAACCUGAGGAUUUACAACGGAAAAGAUAUCGGCACCACUGCAAACCACUUACGCUACGUCUACAGCGAGAACCUAAAGACCAGGAUAAUUGCAGUUUGGGAGAAGAGCUUCUCUCUCCCAGAGAAGGUGACUGCAGAGAACAUGGUCAUUUUAGAGAAAAAGUUUGUUAGCGCUGCACGCCAGCAGGUUAAGUAUGGACCCAACUCAGUCAGCGACUUCACCAAGUGGAGGGUGGAGAUUAUGGCGAAGGAAUACCUGCGCUCUCUGACAGGACAAAUGCAGGAAACGGGCAGCACAGGAUUCAUGGACAAGAACGAGAACGGUAAUGUCCCACUGUCAGCCAAGAGGAAGCCAACUGCAUCACCUGUAGAUGCUGGGGUAAGUCUAACGCCCCGCAAAAAACUGCGAGCAGAUCUUCCAGCAUCGCCAGCUGAUGAUGGCACCCAGAGGUCCAGCUGUCGAAGACUCACACCUCACAGGCAAACCCAGACAGUCAGUCCCAGGCUCAUCCCCCGCAAGACUGUUCAGUGCCCCUCCACCACAGCCAGAGGACAGUCAGCCGGAGCAAAGACACCCAGGAAAAGUUCUAAAGCUCAGAAGGAUCUAGAAGAUGAUGACAUUCUGAAAAAGGACAUCAGUUCUACAGAGCUGCACAGAGAUGGUGACGUGCUGCCCAGAAUAAAGAGCUACAACACCAUAAAGCCUGUGUGUCUGAAACCUCUCCACGUCCUGCAGUGCCACAGUAAGCAGGACAGCUGUGAGGACUUGUCCACACAGCUGUGGGCCUGUGCUUUCCAGACGCUGUCAGACCAGAGCAACGGUGGUGGUGGAGGAAACCAUUUGGUUGCUACCUGUGGUGGAGACUCUCUUUGUGUAAUCGACUGUGAAACUGGGAUGGUGAUGAAGAAGUACAAAAUUCCUGGAGAGGAGUUUUUCUCAUUGGCCUGGACCACGGUGUUGAUGUUCAGGGAAGGCGGAGCUUCAUCCCAACAAUGCAGCGUUCUGGCAGCUGGUGGGAAGAGAGGAAUUGUCAAACUGAUCCACCCAAGAAACAAUACGGCCUACGGAGAGUUCCGAGCCAGCCGCAAGGCCCUGGCUAUCCUCCGGUUCAGCCCCUGCCAGGGGAGCUUCCUUUUCACGGGUUCGUACGAUAACAAGAUUGUGAUGUGGGACAUUGGAGGAGUGGACAGCAAGUACAACUACAAAGUAAUUCAGCUGGUGGUGUUUGAGGCAACUGCCACCCCUCUGCAUCUCUGCUUCCCACCUUCCUCACCAAAAACUCACCUUCUGGCUGCCUGUGAGGACGGCCUGCAUUGUUACAACACGCAACCCGGAGCUAACCGCACCAUGAAGAGGUCUAAAGUGAUGGAAAUCACUUUUCCCCUUUAUGAGAAGGAAGAUAAAGACCACAACUACCACACUGUUGAUGGCUUGAGUUUUGUGACUGAUGACAUUGUGGCAUCCAAGAACUACACACAGCCUUCCAUUUAUUUGUGGAGCUGGAGCAGAACCAAAGCUCUGCGGCCCAACAAGAACCAAACCGUGUCCGCUGUGGUCCUGGCUGAGCUGCAGUGGGCCCGCACUGAAGUACCCUACUUGGCUCUCAACACGUGCCCCAGAUAUUCCUAUGUGGUGUGUGGAGAUGACAAAGGCAGACUGUGGACAUACCAAACUGGCAACCUCUUCCAGAAAGGCAGUUACCAGUCUGGGAAAACCAUUCAUCCCACUGAGGUCCUGGAGUGGCCAUCACCCAUAAGGAAGGACUUAAGUCAGGUGGAGGGGCCGUCCAUCAACUGUGUGGCCAUGGACCCUGAGCUCCACUACCUGGUGGCCCUGAGCGACAAGAAUAUGGUGAUCGUGUGGAAGAGAGUGGAGUCCUCCUGAGCGCUGUGAUCCGGUCCUCCUCCUGGACACUCUGAUCUGGUCCUCCUCCUAGACACAUGCUAUAAUGGCUUUGAGACUCUGCCAGCAUUUGUCAAAGUGACACUGAAAGUACGUUGGACAUUAUCAGUUUCAAAACUGAAGAGAAAAUGUUUUUAUGGGGUACAAUGUGUCUGAAUACAGAGUCCCUCACAGGUCCUAAUAGGGAUUUUAUGCAGUGUUUCCAAAUCCUGGUCCUUGGGAGUCAAAGCACUUCACAUUUUCCAUUUGUCACUAAACUAAUCAGAUCAGCUCAGUUAGCGGUUUAUUAACUAAACUCACCUGAGUGAGCUGAUCUACUCUGAUUAGUUCAGGGACAAAUAGAAACUGUCAAGUGCUUUGGGUCCCAAGGACCAGGGUUUGGAGCCACGGUGGUAGUGUGCACUAACUGGGGGUUUAACUGUUGGUUCUUCCACGUCAGUCCUCUGGCUGACUUGGACAAAGUCGGCCACUGCAAGAACAUGAACCUCUGUUUAGUUGUGCUGUUUGUAAAGAUAAAUAAGUGAAUGCAAAUGGAGAUCAUGUCUUUAUCUCCUGUUCAGAAGAACAACAGAGUGGUUUUACUCUGCAUAAACGACAGUCCUGAAUGAGGGCUUCAGCAGUCAGCUGACACACUGUGACUAAAUAAAAAACAUUUAGUCUACAGCUUUUGCAAACUCCUCUGGGUAUAACUGGUCGAUUAAAAUCUAUCUUUACCUCAAGAUGGUGAACACUAAAUCUUAAUUUAGUGUAAUUUUGUACUGAACAUUUCAGACAU